AUGCGUGAACAAAUGGUUUUGGACGAGAAAAUUAUCGGUGUUGAAUUAAGUGCCAGUAAGAAGCAAUUCAAAUGGCCUAUUCAAGAUACUGAUAAAAAACCAAAAGCAAAUGAAGAUGAUGAUAAUGAAAGCAAUGAUGAAAUGUCUGCUUUACAAAAAAUUAUUAUCGUACACAGUGCUGUUCUUGGUGUUGGAGCAAAGGCUGAUCAACGAAAUUUAGUACAUUUAACCAUCAAAGAUAGUGAUAAAACAAUUAUUGAUCAACCUAUUCUUUCAUUAUCAGUUAAUAGAAAUGAUUCAAUCACAGCAUUCAAUCUUCGUAUUUCAUUAAGUGAAGCUACUGAAGUAACCUUUAAAUUAGUUGAAGGUGAUGGUCCAGUACAUUUAAUAACUUCAAAAAUACUUGAACCUCCAUUCGAUUUUGGUGGUUAUUCAUCUGAUGAUGAUGAAGAAGAUAAUUUCGAUACAAUAAGUGUUACAAGUGAUGAAGAUAUGCAACAAAAUGCUGGUGAUAGAAAAGCUCAAGCAAAUUCAGCUGAUAAAUCAUCAAAAAAAUCUAAAAAACAACCAGCUGGAUCAGCUAAUAGUCAUGUUAAUAAUAACAAUUCAUCUGAUGUCCAACAACAAAAGAAAAAACGAAAGAAAGAUGAAUAA
Molecule: messenger RNA, 654 nt
Organism: Adineta steineri
Lineage: Eukaryota; Metazoa; Rotifera; Eurotatoria; Adinetida; Adinetidae
Source: the annotation of a GenBank genome assembly